Messenger RNA from Culex quinquefasciatus (southern house mosquito), 1898 nucleotides. RefSeq names its product carboxypeptidase N subunit 2. The record is from RefSeq and is a predicted model, not a curated record. Lineage: Eukaryota; Metazoa; Arthropoda; Insecta; Diptera; Culicidae. The transcript is spliced from 2 exons. Gene Ontology annotation, molecular function: protein binding. Bases 108 to 1856 code for a protein of 582 amino acids.
UGGAGUAGAAUCAGUCGGUUCAGCGCAUCUCGCUCGACUUCCUACUUCUCAGUUUGUGCUGGACCGUGCCAUUUGGAUGUCGUUUCGUUGAGUGUUCCAAAGUGGAUAUGACUCUGUGGAGAUUUUUCCCUCUACUCGCCCUGCUGUUGGCACGCUCGUCAGCCAUAAUCCACGACUGCAACCACUUCCACAACGGGGUGUACACGAUCCGGUUCUGUGCGUUCAGCAACGUCACGGUGACGCACGAUGCCGAGGAGAUCGUGUUCCGGUCCGAGUAUCCGAGGCCGUACUUUUUCGAGUUUCUCGACUCGCAGCUGACGGAGAUGCCGCGCAUCAUGUUCACGCUGUUCCCGGAGAUGCAGAACCUGGACGUGGCCGGGAGUCAGGUGGAGAACGUGAACAAGUACACGUUCGAGCACGCCAAGGAGUUGCGCUAUCUGAACAUGUCUGGCAACCGACUGACGGUGCUGAACAACUUCAUCUUCAAGGGGUGCGACAAGCUGGUUCGGUUGGACGUGUCGAGCAAUCGGAUUUCCGAGGUGAAGGAGAAGGCACUGGUUGAUGCUCCGAAGCUGGAUCACCUGGAUUUGUCGCACAACUUGCUGCACGAGUUGGACGAACGAUUGUUCUCCCAGCUAACUCUGUUGACGUACGUUUCGUUGGCUCACAAUCGGUUGCAGGUACUGCACGAUGACCUGUUUGUGAACUGUUCGAUGCUUGCGUAUUUGGAUCUCAAAGGAAACCAGAUUGAAGUGCUCAGUGAUAACUUCCUGAACAAUUUACCAUUUUUGAGGACGCUGGUCGUGGAAAACAACAAGUUGAAAUCACUUAAAAUCCCCCCUCAACUAACGAAAUUAUUUGCAUCUUUCAACAAAAUCACUUCAGUUUACCCUGAAAACACUGAAAAGUCUCAGCUGUACUCGCUAACAUUGUCGAACAACAAUUUGAACAGCAUCCAGAACAUCUCCAAUCUCGAAGGCCUCACAAUCCUCGACGUUUCCUUCAACGCCAUCGGACCACUCAACCUCACAACCUUCCUCAAGAUGAAGAAGCUCACCGAUUUGAACCUGGAAGCUACCAAACUCAACACCCUCGAGCACGGACUCUUCUCCCAACAAACCAAACUCCGCCGCCUAGACAUCUCCUACAACUUCCUCCGCACGCUGGACAUCACCGUCCUGACAGCCACCUCAAACCUCGAGAAGCUGUUCAUCGACGGCAACAACCUGGUCGACAUCAACUACGACCACAUCCCAGAACUCUUCCCGAACCUCACCUACCUCGGUCUGUUCUCCAACGUGUGGAACUGCUCCUACCUCACCACCCUCGUCAGAUUCUGCAACCGCCACAAGAUCGCCCUCUCAACCUCCAAAUCCUACGGCGAAAUGUCCCACCUGACCAACGUCCAGGGCAUCUACUGCGCCAGCUCGGACAAGGAGCGCAUCUACUUCCGUCCCGAAUCGGCCGUCGCCCACACCGAUGACCGUCUCAACCGCGACGAGGACGACCAGCUGAACCUCCUCGUAGCGAACAUGACCUCCACCCAGUACGAGUACAAACUGAUGCUGGAACUGCUGGACAUGAUCCGGCAGGUCAACGCCACCAACCGCGAACGACUGGACGAGGUCCGGAAGAUGGCGCUGCGAGCGGAACCCGAAGGUUGUGGAGAGUACGGAGCGCACGCGGCAGGUUUUCAGGUGUUUAUCAUGCUCAUUUUGACGGUUAUUCUGGUGAUCAACGUGGGCUUCAUGCUGUACGUGCAGCACAAUGCUAACGCAAGGCGAGCAAUCGACCGGAUGAUACUGUUCAAGCGUGGGGAGACGGCGUCGGUGCAGACGCAGCUGGAGGACAUUUGAUGAGUUGGUUUAAGCUUAAUCAAUAAAAUCACAUAAAAAUCA